Molecule: messenger RNA, 970 nt
Organism: Fukomys damarensis (Damara mole-rat)
Lineage: Eukaryota; Metazoa; Chordata; Mammalia; Rodentia; Bathyergidae
Gene: Gast
Product: gastrin
Exons: 5
Coding region: 609-923 (104 amino acids)
Cellular component (GO): extracellular region
Molecular function (GO): hormone activity
Source: RefSeq, a predicted model, not a curated record
UCACGUGGGGGGGCAGGAUUUAAACCCUGGCUCCUCCCCAUCACCAUGGCAACAGCAGCGCUUUCCCUCCCGAGACCCCCGCCCUGCCCCCAUUGCGUGCUACCCACUGGCCCGCUGCGGCUGGUCACCAUGGAAACGCAACCUGCAUCUCCGGCUCAUCCUCGGCAAAGCUGGCGCCAGCGUGGGCCCCGCUGAGAGCCACGGGCACCAAAAUUCCAGCAGCAGCCGUCAGGUCCCCACCGGAAACGCAAGACAGCCGGGGCUGCCGUCCCAGCCAUGUCGGGGGGAGCUCAUCGGAGGCCAGUGAGGCACCCGAGCCUCCUGGGUCCCCUCUCCCCCUCUUGCUGACCAUUUCUCCGAGGCGUGUUUCCAACGCAAUGCUGUUUCCCGUCUCCCCUCGAAAGCAAAAACAAGCAGCCCCGAAGAGCUGGGGAUCAAUACAGGGCCCGGGUCCGCACUGGCUGCCAACAAGCCCGCUGGAGGGCUGAGGUCUCUGGGUUCGUCUGGAUGGAGCUGGGGAGGGACCUCGAGGGCUUUAUAAGGCGCCUGGGCCACGGCACAGCAGAGCCGGCUCCCGACAGCACAAGCCGUCCAGCUCUGCAGACGCGAUGCCCCACCUGUACGCGUGCUCUCUGGCCCUGAUGCUGACCCUGGCCGCCUCCUCUGAGGCCUCGUGGAGGCCACGCUCCCAGCAGCAGGCUGCACCCUGGGGCCCCUCGACCAGCAGGGGCGUGGAGACCCACUGGCUGGACCUACCCGGCCCAGCAUCGGCCCAGCGAAGACAGCUGGGGCCCCCGGGGCCCCCACACCCUAUGGCAGACCUGUCCAAGAAGCAGGGGCCAUGGGCAGAGGAAGAGGAGGCGGCCUACGGGUGGAUGGACUUCGGCCGCCGCAGUGCUGAGGACCCCGGCCGGCGCCCCUAGCCCAGCUUCAGGACAGCCCAGCCUUGUGCCAAGGGACACAAAUCCAA